UAUAGAUAGAAGAACAAGUAAUAAUAACUGAAACAGAUCUGCAGGAGGAUAGUUUCGGGGAGCAUCCCUUCUACCACUGCCUGGUGGCAGAAGUAUCCAGGGAGCACUCCCAAAGGACACAGCAUAAUUGGUUUCGCCAUGUACUAUUUUACCUAUGACCCAUGGAUUGGAAAACUCUUAUAUCUUGAAGACUUCUUCAUAAUUAGUGAUUUUAGAGGCUUUGGGAUAGGAUCAGAAAUUCUGAAGACUCUGAGCCAGGUUGCGAUGAAAUGUUGCUGCAGCAGCAUGCACUUCCUGGUAGCAGAAUGGAAUAAACCAUCUAUCAACUUCUACAAAAAAAGAGGCGCCUCUGAUCUGUCCAGCGAGGAGGGAUGGAGACUCUUCAAGAUCGACAAGGAGUACUUGCUAAAAAUGGCAGCGGAGGAGUGAGGAGUGCUGGUGUAGACUACAACUCCCGUUGUAUUUUAGAGCAAAUUCUCAACUUACCUUCUUUCUAUCAUGUUUGUAGUGAAAUAAGAGAAUGAGCACCCAUUCCAAAGCUUUAUUACCA
This is a messenger RNA of Myotis davidii, 550 nucleotides long. Its product is annotated as diamine acetyltransferase 1. Gene Ontology annotation, cellular component: cytosol. The transcript has a single exon. Bases 139 to 429 code for a protein of 96 amino acids. The record is from RefSeq and is a predicted model, not a curated record. Gene Ontology annotation, molecular function: N-acetyltransferase activity. NCBI's taxonomy places the organism in Eukaryota, Metazoa, Chordata, Mammalia, Chiroptera, Vespertilionidae.